Messenger RNA from Laccaria bicolor S238N-H82, 1285 nucleotides. RefSeq lists its product as uncharacterized. NCBI's taxonomy places the organism in Eukaryota, Fungi, Basidiomycota, Agaricomycetes, Agaricales, Hydnangiaceae. The transcript is spliced from 5 exons. The record is from RefSeq and is a predicted model, not a curated record. Bases 75 to 929 code for a protein of 284 amino acids.
GACCCCGAAUCAAGUAUUCCAUCUUCAUCGUUCUCGUUUACACCCAUUCAGUCGCGUCUACCAAGUUUCUCAUCAUGGUAGAUACACCUGAUAGUGGUACCGAACCUACUGAAAUCGAACUUUCCGUUGUCGCUCGCCUCACAUUCUACAAAGCUGGCAACAACGGCAAAGGCAAGAAACAAACUAAGGAUAUCAAGGCGAAAACUUUCAACCACAACUUCUCCGAGUCAAAAGACAACUAUCUCGAACUUCUAACAGCGAUCCUAGAGAAGCACCAUGUCGAUAAGAAGUACAAAGUCACUGCCCGCAAUGUCUACCCUUGCAAGAUACAAGUCCAUCCGGCCAAGCAGGGCGACGCUCCUGAUGUGGUCAACUACGAGGAAUACCAAGACCUAGUCAAGAAUACGAUCCUUUCUGCACCGGUGGGGAAACCGGUUGUCAUAUUUGUUGAAAUGCCGAGCAUCGAGAAGUCGGCUAAACGAGUGAAAGCAGGUGAUAAUGAAGGGGGAUCGAGUUCUGACGACGAGGGCGCGGCCUGUGACGGAGAUGACGAUGACAACCCGGGGCUUUCAAAAGAAGAAUAUGAUCUGGCAAAAGAACGCGCAAAGCUCAAGAAGAAAUAUCAAAACGACCACGAUGGCGGCUAUACCUAUAUCGACGCGACCGGCGUCUCGAUUCCACUCACCCCAUUCAUGAUGAAAGAGUGGGCUCGUGCUCUUGUUGAUAAGGACAAGAGUGUUGACAUCGACAAUCCGCCACACACUCAAACCUUCGAUCCAGCAAAUAGAAAGUCCUCCUUGCUCACUCGAAAACGCUCCGAAAGCUCCGGGUCUACUGGUACUGAGCAUGUCAGGUCGUGGAACUUCUUCGGCAAUGGUAUUCAUGAAGGCAGCACGCAUGAUGUCAUUUCUCUCGAGGGCGCGGAUUGAGACACAUUUUCGAGAGAAGUCGAGCCUUCGUAGUGUGCGAACCAAAGUUGGGAUGGAGGGGCGACAGCCGCGAUGUAGGUAGAGUUCCUCUUGAAUCUCGUCGAGAUAGAUGCAGUGGCGGCGUUCGAUCAGGGACACAACAAACUUUACGUCUUCUCUGUUGAGAAUCCGGCGACGACCCCCCAUGCGAGCAUGAGGAUUAUAGGGAACUCCAUAGGUUGAGGAGUACGAGAGCGUUUUGUAUGCGAGAGACUUUUUGAUGCCUAGAAGUCCACAGAUUUCUUUGAUGGUAAAGUUCUGCUCGUAAUAGAGGACCGGAAUACGAGCUUUGAGAUCUCGGGAUACAGUUCUAGGGG